AUGUCCGACCAAAUCGACGGUUUGGAUCUCUUAGACCUCCUUCCUCCUCCGCCGGCCGAGAGCGAGGAAACCAUUGCUCUGAGAGCUGAGGCGGCCGAGCUGAACGCUCGUCUCACCCACAUGCUCCAGUCAGCUCCCUCCCAACACGACGAGGACCACAUUCCGGAGAAGGAGGAGUGGUGCAAGAACCUCUCCGAUCUUAAGGAUCAGCUGGCGAACCGCUUGACGCUUGCGCGGGACAACAAGGUUGUUAUCGAUCUGCCAGUCUCCGCAAGGCGAGACUGGCAGAAAGGUUACCUCCUUCGCGCGGCGUUCCAAAGCCAGGUGACCGCCUUCAAGGAUGCCGAGCUCACCUCAAAGGAGACGGCGGAAACCUCAACCACCUCCACCACCGCCACUGCUCCCGCUCCCGCCACCACCACCACCACUGCUCCCGCUCCCGCCACCACCACCACUGCUCCCACCACCGCUACUCCCACCGCGACCUCAAUGGAACUCGGGCCCGCCACAGGUGAGAGAGAAGAAAGCGCCGAUCAGGAGCAGGAGGCCCGGCAGGAGGAGGAGGAGGAGGAGGAGGAGGAGGAGGAGGAGGAGGAGGAGGAGGAGGAGGAGGAGGAGGAGGAGGAGGAGGAGGAGGAGGAGGAGGAGGAGGAGACUCAUGAACGGGUGGGACCCAAGAAACGGACGCCGCGCAUAAGCGCCGAGAAGGCCAUCCACGAGGUGCCUUGUGCCAACUGCAAGAAAGUGGCCCGCACAUGCCACGUCGCCUCCACGGGCGUGUCGUGCUACGAGUGCCGCCGUGGGAAGGUGAAGUGCUCCCAUGUCAGAGAAUCAGACAAGGGGAAGAAAAAGAUCGCGGCACCCCCACCUCCCCCUUCAACCCCACCACCACCAGCGCCGGCUCCCAAGCCUAAACCUAGGCCGAAGCCGGUUGCUUCGACUUCCCGUCCCGUUCGGGCCUGCUCAAAGGCCACGCAAGCGCCAGGCCAGGCCGCCAGGACACAAACUAAGUCCAGCGAGCCAGCCGCCGUCGCACCGGCACAACCACGGGCGGUGCCAGGCCCCCGGUGCGUAAACAACGCCUACGUCGAGCUCCGGACGUGCACCAAGCGGAAGAUCGCCGCCGUCGAGGAGGAAGAGAGCGAGAGCGAGGACGGCGAGGAGGAGGCAUACUUGGCCGGUCGGGUGUCAGGCCUCUCCAACAUCUUGCAGAUGAUAGAGAUGGCCUGCGCCACUAUGAGGAAGGAGGUGGAGGAGAUUGAUGGGCAGGUUACCAAGCGCCGCCGCCGCCGCCGCUAA
Molecule: messenger RNA, 1299 nt
Organism: Suillus fuscotomentosus
Lineage: Eukaryota; Fungi; Basidiomycota; Agaricomycetes; Boletales; Suillaceae
Exons: 4
Coding region: 1-1299 (432 amino acids)
Source: RefSeq, a predicted model, not a curated record